ACAAACGAUCGCCUUAGUUUUCUAAAGGGCGAGAGGCUGGUCCUGAUACAGUUCAAGCCGAGUUCAUCUCCGUCUUAUCCUCCCGUCAACAUCCUUUAAUUUCUAAUGGCUACGAAUACAGAUAACAUGUUGUCGAGCACCAUUUGUGGCCCGUGGUCUUGGUUUUGUAAAGGUGAUCAAGAUAAUGAAGACAUACUUUUGCCGAUGAUAUUGCUGGCUGUUUCUGUUACUAUACUGGGUACCUGUUUAUUCCAGUGGGGAUUCAAGAAGCAAAGAGAAACUGCUGAUAAGCUGCCACCAGGACCCCGUGGCCUUCCCAUAGUGGGCUACCUCCCUUUUUUAGGCCCCAAUCUUCACCAAUUGUUUAUGAAAUUGGCACUAACUUACGGUCCAAUCUAUAAGCUAUCAAUCGGACGGAAGUUAUGUGUCAUAAUAAGCUCUCCAACACUGGUGAAAGAGGCUGUACGUGACCAAGACAUAACAUUUGCCAAUAGAAAUCCAACUAUUGCAGCAAAAACUUUCUCAUACGGUGGAAAGGAUAUUGCAUUUCAACCAUAUGGUCCCGAGUGGCGCAUGCUGCGUAAACUAUUCGUGCGGGAGAUGCAAAGCAAUGCAAAUCUUGAUGCGUUUUAUUCUCUGAGGAGAAAGAAGGUGAAGGAGAGUGUUAAUGAAACGUACAGAAAAAUUGGCAAACCUGUAAAUAUCGGGGAAUUGGCAUUUUCGACGGUGAUCAAUAUGAUAUCAGGCAUGUUUUGGGGCGGUACUUUAGAAGGGGACACACAGAUUGAUAUUGGCUCCAAGUUUAGAGCGGCAGCCUCGGAACUCAUUGAGAUACUGGGAAAACCAAAUGUUUCAGACUUCUUUCCAGCCCUUGCAAGAUUUGAUAUACAAGGAAUAGAGGGGGAAAUGAAGAAGGCAACACAAAGGAUCGAGAAAAUCUAUGAUUUUGUCAUAGAUGAAUGGAUUGGAAAAGACGGUGCAAGAGCUGAAUCAGGGGCUAAAGAUGAUCAAAGAAAGGACUUCAUGCACUUCCUUUUGGGGUUCAAAGAACAAGAAAGCGGGAGAUCAAUUUCCCGAGAACAAAUUAAGGCUCUGCUUAUGGACAUCGUUGUCGGUGGCACCGACACAACCUCAACUACGUUCGAAUGGGCUAUGGCGGAAAUGAUGCUACACCCAGAGGUGAUGAAAAAUGCCCAGAAAGAAUUGACAGAUGCGGUGGGCACCGACGAAAUUGUUGAAGAACGCCACAUUGACAAGUUACAGUUCUUGCACGCGGUUGUGAAGGAGACCAUGAGAUUGCAUCCGGUAGCGCCACUGUUAUUACCCCGUUCCUCAUCUAACACUUGCUGUGUUGGGGGAUACACAAUACCAAGGAAUGCGAAAGUUUUUCUCAACGUUUGGGCUAUACAUAGAGAUCCUAAAUUCUGGGACAAUCCGUCAGAAUUUCAACCGGAAAGGUUCCUGAGCGACGUUGAUAGAUUGGAUUAUCUCGGAAAUAAUAUGCAAUAUCUUCCAUUUGGGUCCGGUAGAAGGAUCUGUGCAGGGCUGCCUCUGGGCGAAAGGAUGCUCAUGUAUUGUUUGGCCACUUUCUUGCACAUGUUCACGUGGGAAUUACCAAACGGUGUAAGGGCUGAUACUUCAGAGAAGUUUGGGUUGUUCUGGAGAAAUCUACUCCUCUGAUCGCCAUUCCAACGCCCAGAUUGUCCAACCUGAACCUCUACGCAUAAAUGGUAUGGUGACCGCGAUAAUAUAUUAACUACCCGAGUGAGGACUAUAUAAUAAAUCCAUUAUUGGUUGAUUGUGUUUGAUUA
This is a messenger RNA of Populus euphratica (Euphrates poplar), 1811 nucleotides long. RefSeq names its product flavonoid 3'-monooxygenase-like. The transcript has 2 exons. Lineage: Eukaryota; Viridiplantae; Streptophyta; Magnoliopsida; Malpighiales; Salicaceae. Gene Ontology annotation, molecular function: heme binding; oxidoreductase activity, acting on paired donors, with incorporation or reduction of molecular oxygen; monooxygenase activity. The coding region runs from base 106 to 1680 and encodes 524 amino acids. The record is from RefSeq and is a predicted model, not a curated record.